AGGAAAAAAUAACGCCAGAAACGAGGGGAGGACCACACACCCUUCUCAAAAAGGUGAUGUUUCUGGAACCUCAAUCGAAGGAAGAAUACAGAAACAAAAGAAAACGAGUAAAUAUCUUUGUCUUGCACAUGACAGAAGUUGCAGCUCUAAAGGAAGUCUUAUUCUUCACAGGAGAAUUCAGACUAAAGAGAAAUCAUUCAAAGGUGGUGAGUGUGGCAGCUCCAGUUUUAUCUCACUUAAAACUAUUUACAGAAGAAUGAGGCCAUUCAAAAGCUUGGAGUGUGGAAAAGGCUUCACUCAGAAGACAAAUCUCACUCACCACCAAGAAACACACGCAGAAGAGAAACCAUUUAAAUGCCUGGGGUGUGGAAAAAGUUAUAUUGAGAAGGCACAGCUCACCUAUCAUCAAAAAACUCACACAGGAGAGAAAUCAUUUAAAUGCUUGGAGUGUGGGAAAUGCUUCACUCGUAAGACACACCUCAUUUGUCAUCAAGCAAUUCACACAGGAGAGAAACCAUUUAAAUGUCUUCAAUGUGGGAAAUGUUUCACUCAAAAGACAGACCUCACUCGUCACCAAACAACUCACAAAGGAGAGAAACCAUUUAAAUGUCUUCAAUGUGGGAAAUGUUUCACUCAGAAGAUAGACCUCACUUAUCACCAAGCAACUCACACAGGAGAGAAACCAUUUAAAUGUCUGGUGUGUGGGAAAGGCUUCAUUCGGAAGACACAGCUCUCAUAUCAUCAAAAAACCCACACAGGAGAGAAACCAUUUAAAUGUCUGGAGUGUGAAAAAGGCUUCACUCAGAAGGCAAAUCUCACUCGCCAUCAAGCAAUUCACACAGGAGAGAAACCAUUUAAAUGCCUGGAGUGUGGGAAAAGUUUUAUUGAGAAGGCACAGCUCUCAUAUCAUCAAAAAACCCACACAGGAGAGAAACCAUUUAAAUGUCUGGAGUGUGGGAAAGGCUUCAUUCGGAAGACAAAUCUCACUCGCCACCAAGCAACUCACACAGGAGAGAAACCAUUUAAAUGCAUGGAGUGCGGAAAAGAUUUCACUCAGAAGAUAGACCUCACUCGUCAUCAAGCAAUCCACACAGGAGAGAAACCAUUUAAAUGCCUGGAGUGUGAAAAAAGUUAUAGUCAGAAGGCACAUCUCACUAAUCAUUACAAAAACUCACACAGGAUAAAAACCAUUUAAAUGCCUGGAGCGUGAAGAACAUUACAUUCAGAAGAUGCAGCUCACUUAUCAAAAAACUCACAAAGGAAAGAAACCAUUUAAAUCCCUGGUUUGUGGGGAAAGCUUUACUCAGAAGACAAACUUCUGUCAUCAAAAAACCCAAAAUAUGAGAGAAACCUGAAAUGUGGAAAAGGUAUAUGUAGAAGGCAUUCCUCCCUCAUCAAUAA
Molecule: messenger RNA, 1401 nt
Organism: Sceloporus undulatus (fence lizard)
Lineage: Eukaryota; Metazoa; Chordata; Lepidosauria; Squamata; Phrynosomatidae
Product: gastrula zinc finger protein xLCGF3.1-like
Exons: 2
Coding region: 257-1195 (312 amino acids)
Cellular component (GO): nucleus
Source: RefSeq, a predicted model, not a curated record